AUGUCUUGCCGCUCCUACCGAGUCAGCUCUGGUCAUCGGGUGGGCAGUUUCAGUUCUUGCUCAGCAAUGGCCCCUCCGAAUCUGAACCGCUUCCGGACUAGCUCUGUCUCCUGCAGGAGCGGGUCCGGCUUCCGUAGUUUCGGUGGCUUUGGUAGUCGGAGUGCCAUCCACUUUGGAUCGUCCUCACCUCGGAUCACAGUUGGGUGCUCUCGUCCUAUCCGCUGUGGAGUUGCCUUUGGAGUCGGCUCCGGUGAUGGGAGUGGAGUUGGUCUGGGCUUCAGGGCCAGCAGUGGUGUUGGCCUGGGGUUUGGAGCUAGCAGUGGCCUUGGCUAUGGUUUCGGAGGCCCUGGCUUUGGCUACAGAAUUGGAGGAAUUGGAGGCCCAUCGGCCCCCUCUAUCACGGCUGUGACUGUUAACCAGAGCCUGCUGACUCCCCUCAAUCUGGAGAUCGACCCCAACGCCCAGAGGGUGAAGAGAGAUGAGAAGGAACAGAUCAAAACCCUCAACAACAAGUUUGCCUCCUUCAUUGACAAGGUGAGGUUCCUGGAGCAACAGAAUAAACUCCUAGAGACAAAAUGGAGCUUCCUCCAAGACCAGAAAUGUGCCCAGAGCAACCUGGAACCUCUCUUCGAUAACUAUAUCACCAGCCUGAGGAGGCAGCUGGAUGUACUAGUCAGUGACCAGGCUCGGCUGCAGGCUGAGAGGAACCACAUGCAGGACAUCCUUGAGGGUUUCAAGAAGAAGUAUGAAGAGGAGGUGGGAUGCCGAGCCAACGCUGAGAACGAGUUUGUAGCUCUGAAGAAGGAUGUAGACACAGCUUUCCUGAAUAAAUCGAACCUGGAAGCCAAUGCGGAUGCCCUGGCCCAGGAAGUUGAAUUCCUGAAGGCUCUGUACCUGGAGGAAAUCCGGCUGUUGCAGUCACACAUCUCAGAGACAUCUGUCAUUGUGAAGAUGGACAACAGUCGGGACCUGAAUCUGGACGGGAUCAUAGCUGAAGUCAAGGCCCAGUAUGAGGAGGUGGCAAGGCGCAGCCGUGCUGAUGUUGAGGCCUGGUACCAGACCAAGUAUGAGGAGAUGCGGGUGACAGCUGGCCAACACUGUGACAAUCUACGAAACACACGGGAUGAGAUCAAUGAGCUGACCCGGCUGAUCCAGAGGCUGAAAGCAGAGAUUGAACAUUCCAAGGCUCAGUGUACCAAGCUGGAGGCCGCCGUGGCCGAGGCAGAGCAGCAGGGCGAAGCAGCCCUCAAUGACGCCAAAUGCAAGCUGGCAGAUCUGGAGGGCGCCCUGCAGCAGGCCAAGCAGGACAUGGCGCGGCAGCUACGCGAGUACCAGGAGCUCAUGAACGCCAAGCUGGGCCUGGACAUCGAGAUCGCCACCUACAGGCAGCUGCUGGAGGGCGAGGAGAUCCGAAUCUGUGAAGGUGUUGGACCAGUAAACAUAUCUGUGAGCAGCUCUCGAGGAGGUGUGCUGUGUGGCCCCGAGUCCUUGGUCUCUGGAUCCAGCUUCUCCCGCAACAGUGGGGUCACCUUCUCCAGCAGCAGUAGUGUCCAUACCACUGGAGGGGUUCUGACUUCCUCAAGCCUGAGGGCUGGUGGAGACCUGCUGAUCUCUGGGACCAGAGGAGGCUCAGUGCUGGUGGGCGAUGCCUGUGCCCCCAGCAUCCCCUGCCCACUACCCACUGAGGGUGGCUUCAGCAGCUGCAGUGGUGGCCGUGGCAACCGCAGCUCUAGUGUCCACUUCUCAUCCACCACUAGCUCUCGCAGGACCAGGUACUAA
Messenger RNA from Chionomys nivalis (European snow vole), 1779 nucleotides. RefSeq names its product keratin 84 (gene Krt84). Gene Ontology annotation, biological process: intermediate filament organization; keratinization. Lineage: Eukaryota; Metazoa; Chordata; Mammalia; Rodentia; Cricetidae. Gene Ontology annotation, cellular component: keratin filament. The record is from RefSeq and is a predicted model, not a curated record. Gene Ontology annotation, molecular function: structural constituent of skin epidermis. The coding region runs from base 1 to 1779 and encodes 592 amino acids. The transcript is spliced from 9 exons.